Molecule: messenger RNA, 2269 nt
Organism: Sceloporus undulatus (fence lizard)
Lineage: Eukaryota; Metazoa; Chordata; Lepidosauria; Squamata; Phrynosomatidae
Gene: NPHS2
Product: NPHS2 stomatin family member, podocin
Exons: 9
Coding region: 880-2034 (384 amino acids)
Cellular component (GO): plasma membrane
Source: RefSeq, a predicted model, not a curated record
UUUGUUGCCUCUUCUAGCUUCUGGACCAUUACAUUGUUUACAAGGUAAGUGAGGAGGUUAUUGGACCUUAUUUUCUUGGCAGAGUAUAUUUUUGGAAGAGUUUGACUGCCAACAAAUGUCAGGAUAGUUGAAAUCCUAAAAUUCCCUAUUACUACAGCAAGUCUCCUUUCUGAAAGUGUGGCCAUCUGUUCCAGGAAGGCAUGAGCCAAGUCCUCAGUCUAGUUUGGGGCUCUGUAGUACACCCGCAUAAUGGCAUCAUUGUUGUUUCUCUCCCCUUAAUUUUUACCCAGACAUUCUCAAGGUGCCCUCCAGGAUUUAAGUCAUGGAUCUUUUCACAGGUAUAAAUAUCCUUGACAUAUAGUGCUACUCCUCCUCCCUUCUCUGAAAUGCUGUACCUCAAUAUUACUACAUUCCAAUCAAACUCAUCCCAUUAGGUUUCAGUGAUGCCUAUCAAAUUUGCUUUGCUGUAUUAAGAGUUUAGGUUCAUCUUGUUUAUUUCCCAUGCUCUGUGCAUUAAUGUAGAGACAUCUAACACCCCAAGUCAUACCCCCUAUAUUCUUGUUUACAUUCCCCCCCCCCUCGCAUUGUUGGGUUCUUGUACUAUUUACUCAGUUCUCUCUAUAACGCCAGCACUUAAUGAACUCCUGUCCUCAAGAAAACUCUCUUCCUCCCACACAUAACUCAGUUUAAAGACUCAUGAUCAUCAGGUUUGUGAAACACUGAGAAAAAAUGUUCCUGCCAAUUGCUGAGCGACCCACCACUUGCCAGAGGUUCAUCUUCAUUAAACAUUGAUCCAAGAAGCCAAAUAUUUGCCAGCAACACCAUUUGCAGAGCCAGUUGUUCACAGUGUAAGAACUACUGCUGUCACUAGCUUACAAAAUGAAGGCAGAAAAGAAGCCUCGGAGCUCUUCUAGGGAGCCCCAUGAGAAAAACAGAGAGCCAUCAAUUCCAAAUAGCAAAAAAGAGAAAAUGGAACACAGCCGGAAAACUAGCAAAGAAAGGCAGAAGUCCAGACAGAGGAACAGAAAGAAGGAGACCAAGAGCACCCUGGGAUGGGACAACCAAGUCCAUACUUCCACUGUGGUAGAUGUGGAUGAUGUGGUAUCAUUUGAGGAAGAAGCAGAAGUGAUGGCCCUACUUGAAAGUGAGAAGGUGGAGGAAGGUGUAAAGUCUGCAGGCCUAGGAGUAUGUGAGUGGCUUCUUGUCAUCCUUUCAAUCCUUUUCAUAAUGGUCACAUUCCCCUUCUCCAUCUGGUUCUGCAUGAAGAUUGUACGAGAGUAUGAGAGAGCCAUUUUGUUUCGAUUUGGACGCAUUCUUCGGGGAAGACCCAAAGGACCUGGCUUGUUCUUCGUCCUUCCUUGUCUGGACACCUACCACAAAAUAGACCUUCGCAUUAAAACCUUAGAGAUCCCUUUCUAUGAGGUCAUAACCAAGGACAUGGUGAGUCUAGCAAUAGAUACCGUCUGCUACUAUCGUAUGGAGAAUGCCACACUCCUUGUGACCACACUAGCCAAUCUCUCUAAUGCAGUCCAGCUGCUAGUACAGACCAUUGCAAAGCGUUUGCUGGCACAUCGGUCCCUCACUGACAUCCUGAUGGAAAGGAAGGGCAUCAGCCAGGAGAUAAAGGUGGCCGUGGAUGCCAUCACCUGUCAAUGGGGGAUCAAGAUGGAGCGCACAGAAAUUAAAGACAUACAGCUGCCGGCUGACCUUCGGGAGUCAUUGACUGCACAAGCUGAAGCCCAGAGGCAGGCCACUGUGAGGGUGAUAGCUGCUGAAGGAGAAAAGGCCGCCUCUGAAUCCCUGAAGAUGGCAGCUGAGAUACUGUCCCACACACCGGCUGCAAUCCCACUCCGUUACCUUCAGCUGUUGCAAAACUUGACUGGAGAGAAACGUUCCACUUUUAUUUUACCAUUACCUUUUGAUGUUCCGAAUCUUGCAUCAGUAGUGAGCUCAAAAUUCAUCAGCUGCAAUCCCUCUUCAGAUACUACCAACCACCCAGAGGUUCCAAAGGACAAGGAUUCACCCAUGCUUUAGGGAGUCAGCAAAAAUCUGAAGAAUUCCAAUGUCAAGCCCUGUCUCCUGGUGAUGUUAUUAAAUCCAUGACAUCUUUUUGUCUAAUAAAAUUAAAUCUUUUCCUUAAAUUUUUAGAACACUUGGUGUUGUUCAAGAGAUCAAAAGGCUUCUCUACAUAUUGGCAAGUACCAAAGCAAGCUGUAGGUAAUGGGGAUUACAAGAGAGAGAAAAACGUAUUUCAGGAUGUUGGUCAGUU